Molecule: messenger RNA, 5045 nt
Organism: Neopsephotus bourkii (Bourke's parrot)
Lineage: Eukaryota; Metazoa; Chordata; Aves; Psittaciformes; Psittacidae
Gene: MTSS1
Product: MTSS I-BAR domain containing 1
Exons: 17
Coding region: 378-2765 (795 amino acids)
Biological process (GO): plasma membrane organization; adherens junction maintenance; positive regulation of actin filament bundle assembly
Cellular component (GO): cytoplasmic side of plasma membrane; actin cytoskeleton
Molecular function (GO): phospholipid binding; actin binding
Source: RefSeq, a predicted model, not a curated record
UACAGGUUUUCCUCUUCAGUUUCUCGGGUGUGCGUGCGCAUCUGCCGCGGAGCUGGCGGGCUGCGGGCUGCCGCUGCGCUGCGCUGAGCUGAGUUGAGCGCGUUGCCGUGCCGGAGGCGCGGGGGGCCGUGGCCGCCGCCGGGGCUCAGGCCGUUCCGGGCAGAGAUGGGUUUCGCGGCUGCCCGUGCGAGGGAGGACAGUGGCCGCUCGGCUCCGAGUGCCCGGGCGGGGAGGUGUGUGUAGGGACCACCGCCGCAGCACGGGGGUUUGGUUUUCCCCCCAUUCUCUCAGCUUUCAGAGGUGUAGCAGGCAGGGGUUCAGCUCGGUAGUGAAAUUGCAGCAGUUUGUGCCUCCUCCAGUGUGCUCGAGCGAGGAAAAUGGAGGCUGUGAUAGAGAAGGAAUGUAGUGCGCUCGGAGGGCUCUUCCAGACCAUCAUAAGCGACAUGAAGGGAAGUUACCCAGUGUGGGAAGAUUUUAUAAAUAAAGCUGGGAAACUGCAGUCUCAGCUUCGGACUACAGUAGUAGCAGCUGCGGCCUUUUUGGAUGCCUUUCAGAAAGUGGCUGACAUGGCUACUAAUACACGUGGUGGUACCAGAGAGAUUGGUUCUGCUCUCACCAGGAUGUGUAUGAGGCACAGAAGUAUAGAGUCCAAACUCCGGCAGUUCUCAAGUGCUUUAAUUGACUGUCUGAUAAACCCACUUCAAGAACAGAUGGAAGAGUGGAAGAAAGUGGCCAAUCAACUGGAUAAAGACCAUGCAAAAGAGUACAAAAAGGCCCGCCAAGAGAUAAAAAAGAAAUCAUCUGAUACACUGAAGCUACAGAAGAAAGCAAAGAAAGCUGAGGCUCUGGGACGGGGUGACAUUCAGCCCCAGUUGGACAGUGCUUUACAAGAUGUCAAUGAUAAGUACCUGCUGCUUGAAGAAACCGAGAAGCAAGCUGUCAGAAAAGCUCUGAUUGAGGAGCGCGGUCGAUUCUGUGCUUUCAUCUCCAUGCUGCGCCCUGUGAUAGAAGAAGAAAUAUCAAUGCUAGGAGAAAUAACCCAUUUACAAACCAUAUCAGAUGACCUGAAAAGUCUCACCAUGGAUCCACACAAGCUGCCAUCUUCAAGUGAACAGGUAAUUUUAGAUUUGAAAGGUUCUGAUUACAGCUGGUCUUAUCAGACUCCUCCAUCCUCUCCCAGUACUACCAUGUCCAGAAAAUCUAGUGUUUGCAGCAGUCUGAACAGCGUUAACAGUAGUGAUUCCCGGUCCAGUGGCUCGCACUCGCACUCACCUAGUUCACACUAUCGCUAUCGCAGCUCCAAUCUGCCUCAGCAGGCACCCAUGAGGCUGUCCAGUGUGUCCUCCCAUGAUUCUGGAUUCAUGUCCCAGGAUGCUUUCCAGUCCAAAUCGCCAUCCCCCAUGCCACCAGAAGCACCUAACCAGAAUUCGUCCAGCUCUGCCUCUUCAGAAGCCUCUGAAACCUGCCAGUCAGUGAGCGAGUGCAGUUCCCCCACCUCAGUCAGCUCAGGCUCCACCAUGGGGGCUUGGGCCUCCACAGAUAAGUUGUCUAAUGGGUUUUAUCACUGUAGUUUAUCAAGUGACCCAUCCGUAGCUUCAGUUGGUGCAGGUCCUUUCCCUCAUUUCCCGCCUGUCUCCCGCGCGUGGACUCGGGCUCCCUCAGCCCUCCUUCCAGACUACGCUCAUUAUUACACCAUUGGGCCAGGCAUGUUACCAUCAUCUAAGAUCCCUAGCUGGAAGGACUGGGCCAAGCCAGGCCCAUACGAUCAACCGAUGGUGAACACGUUGCAGCGGCGCAAGGAGAAGCGGGAGCCAGAUGUCAAUGGAGGAGCUCCAAGUGGACCCCCCGUGCCUCCAGAGGAGCCCCAGAGACCCCGGAGCAUGACGGUGUCGGCUGCCACAAGGCAGGGUGAGGAGAUGGAGGCCUGCGAGGAGCUGGCGCUCGCUCUGACAAGAGGGCUGCAGCUGGACACCCAGAGGAGCAGCCGGGAUUCCCUGCAGUGCUCCAGCGGCUACAGCACCCAGACAACAACUCCGUGCUGUUCAGAGGACACAAUCCCAUCCCAAGUUUCAGAUUAUGAUUAUUUCUCUGUGAGUGGUGACCAGGAGGCAGAACAACAAGAGUUUGACAAAUCCUCCACCAUCCCAAGAAACAGCGACAUUAGCCAGUCCUAUCGCAGAAUGUUUCAAACCAAGCGUCCUGCUUCCACCGCAGGUCUGCCCACCACGCUUGGACCGGUCAUCGUCACCCCUGGCGUCGCCACCAUCAGACGGACCCCUUCCACCAAGCCUUCGGUCAGACGCGGCACCAUCGGGGGAGGGCCCAUCCCGAUCAAGACCCCAGUGAUUCCUGUCAAAACACCGACCGUCCCCGAUAUCCCAGGGGGGCUGCCCGGCGCCCUCGCUGGGACAGAAGAGUGUCCUGAGCAAAGCCCCGAGUCUCCAGCAGCAGGAGACGGUGGGCAGGGUGUCACCAGCAUGCCCUCAUCCUCAUGGAGCGGACAAGCGUCCGUCAACCCUCCGCCGUCCAGCCAGAAACUGAGCGGUGUCGACGAGCAGAGGCAAGCAGUUCCUGAGGGAGAGGGUGAGGAAAGCGACCGGGAUGGUGCCGGUGCCCUGGCACCCGCGGGGCAGCCGGAGCUCGAUCCCGGAGAGCUGAGUCCCGGGGAUGUCCCGCAAGGGGAGGAUAUGCUGAACGCCAUUCGGCGCGGCGUCAAGCUGAAGAAGACCACCACGAACGAUCGCUCGGCACCUCGUAUUUCCUAGGAGCAGAGAAGCUGCCGGAGUACUAAAGCCACCGAGAAGGAACUGUGAGGAAAGUUAAUUUGUCUCUAUCCAUUCCAAUCUGUAAUCAAUGAGUUUUUUAAGAUACUUGGUAACGAGACAGUCUGCAAGUACUCUAGAGGAGAAAACAAGGUGAAAGAGCGUAAGAAAGUAAGACAUAAUCUUCACUGGUGUUUUAAUUUGUAAAUAUCAAUGAUUUUGUUUCUGCUUUUGUUGUUUUUUUGUUUUGGUCUAAGUUACACUUCUGAUUUUUUCUGAAGGUGCCAAAUCCCAUUGACCUUUUUUAUAACUCUCUUUGUAAAGUUUUAAAUCAUAGGAGAAACAAAAACAGUGUCGAGUAGUUAAACUUCAGCAAAGGGAUUUCAUGACAAUUUGGCUUUUGUGCAAGCUUUUGUAGAGCGCUUUGUGAUAAUGAGGUUGAAAAAGAACAAACCAAGGGGACUUACUCUAAAGUUUAAGCCGUAAGGAACAGAUCCUCAUUGAAGUAUUAAAGAAAAUAAAGCCUGAAAAGCAGGAAUGAAAAUUGACAAUAAAAGCAAUAUAUAAUGCAAGGAAGAAACCUGCAGUUGGUAGAGUAUUUCGGGGGGUGGGUAGUGGGGAGGGGGGAGAUGCCAUCAAAAUAGCAGAUGCUGUUGCACAAGAGUAGCCUAGUAGGAUUAAUUACUAGUAGCUUCAUGGUAAAUGCAUCAGAAUAAGCCAUACUGGAUUGCAGUGUUUUGUUUCUGUGGGGUGUUUUAACGACCGGGGGUUUUUCCACGUUUCUUUUCGGGACUGCACAGCAGCAACUCUCAGUCACAUGCAUGCAGCCUGACCCGCGUAGGCUUGGUUCUUCCACCUCCACCUUUUGUUCCGCUCAUCCUCUCACUGAAUACAAACACGGACGACAGGCUUAAGGCAGUUACACGUGUGCAAAAGAACCUUUUUAAACCGCGAGCAGGGAGUUCUUAGACGUUAUCCAAAUGCCUUUUUGUGACCGUGCCCAGCAGGCUGGGCCUCCAAAGCCCAAGUAUUUUGAGGAGACACUGACAAAUUUGGCAGGUGUAACCAGCUUUGAGCUAACAAACUGCGGACGUUCCUUUCCAAUACAGGGGCUUGUUUUUCUUAACUCCUUUUAAAUGGCAGUUGACGAUUGGCUUUUCUUAACUACCGAAAAGAAAGGGGAGAGAGGGGUGGGGGGUGGGCAGAGAGACUCUUCUUUUGAUAACACCGGGAGCCUGACCACUAGAGCCUCUUCUUUUGUACUUUAAGUCGUGUUUUUUGGAACACUGUUGAUAGAAUUAUUAAGAGUUGGCUUUUUUCCUUCAAGUAAAAGUAAGUUCUUGCUGCGAUACCCAUCUCUUAAAGCUGAUAGAAAUGUGCAGACCGUGGGGCACGAGACGUGUUUGGAUCAGACCCGCAGGAGGGUGGACACGGCACUGGUGUACCUGGGGUGGUUUAAAACCUGCACCAAAUACCACCCACAAGGGGCUGGUUUCCACCAGCCACUCUGCAGAUUUCUGUUGGCUCUGGACUUGCCUACAUACCCUCUUAUGCUUUAAUACAUAACUGCAUUGGAUGUGAGACUUGUAGUAACUGUGUAGUCACUGUGUUCUAUAUAACAUUUUACACUGCUGUGGUUGCUAACCUUUUGGUUUUUUGUUAUGGCUUAAAAGCAAAAAAAGCAAAAAAAAAAAAAAAGGCAUGAUUCUUAGAAACUAUGAACUAAACCUUCCUUCCUUUGAAAAACAAGCUCCUUACUACAGAAUCUAAUGAACAGUAGUGCCUGUGGUGUAGCCCACCAACCUUGAGACGGUAGCUGAUGCGUUGUGCAAAUGAGGCUUCGAGAGAUGGUUUUUGCAUAAACAAAAACUGCUAGGAGAUAAUCUCGAUAGUUUAAAAGUGUUAUUUAAACCUUUGGAAUAAAUGGAUGUAACUGUACCCGAGUACAGCUUUUCACUUGUUUAGUUCUUAAACGUUAGUAUAAUCAGUAAAAAUUUAAUAUAAAAUGUUGCCAAAUUCAAUGUAGAAAGAAUGUGACAAAACACUUUGGAUAGUUCUAUUGUUUGUGUUUUUGCAUAUUGUAAAAGCAGUGUCACAGCUAAAAAAGAAAAUGUUUCUAAUGGUAAAUUAUUGUGGUUUAGUUGCUAGUUUGUACUGAGAGUUGAGCUCUCCCUGUGCAGGUUUUUGUUCUAAACUGGUAUAAAUAAUUGCUGUAAGUGUGUCUCCCUUCUACAUUGUAAUGAUUGCUUAAGCCUACAUUAUAAAUAAAGAACUGCUGGAAAA